Porites lobata is the source of this 5168-nucleotide messenger RNA. The record is from the annotation of a GenBank genome assembly. NCBI's taxonomy places the organism in Eukaryota, Metazoa, Cnidaria, Anthozoa, Scleractinia, Poritidae.
AUGGAUUCUUUAUUGAGAAGUUUUAAUCGAAAGAAGAUCGUUGAUCCAAGCACAUUAACCAGCACCGAACUAAACCGCUGUUUAUCAAUAUUUGACCUGACUGUGCUCGGCAUCGGAAGCACUCUAGGUGCAGGUAUAUAUGUUUUAGCCGGAGACGUCGCGAGGCAUGACACCGGUCCAAGCAUAGUUCUCUCAUUUUUAAUCGCUGCUAUCGCCUCGAUUCUUUCUGGGUUGUGCUACGGCGAAUUUGGUGCCCGCGUCCCCAAAGCCGGCUCAGCGUAUGUGUACAGUUACGUUACAAUCGGCGAACUGUGCGCUUUUGUGAUCGGCUGGAACUUACUUCUAGAAUAUGUGAUCGGAACAUCGUCAGUCGCUAGAGCCUGGAGCUCGUAUUUUGAUUCCCUCUUUGAUGGUGCAAUUAAGAACUUUACGAUCUCAACGAUCGGAGAAAUGCACGCUUCAGGCAUUGCAGAAUACCCCGAUGUUCUAUCAGUUCUUGUGGUUCUAAUUUUGACCACCGUUUUAGCUGUGGGAAUCAAGAAAACUUCAUGGUUCAAUACGUUGUUCACUGGCAUUAAUUUAUUCGUUAUUCUGUUUAUAAUAUGUGUGGGUGCAUUUUACGCCCGACCCAAGAACUGGUCGAGCAGUUUUAUGCCUUACGGAAUGUCUGGUGUGAUGACUGGGGCAGCCACUUGCUUCUAUGCCUUUGUUGGCUUUGAUGUGAUUGCAACCACCGGAGAGGAAGCAAGGAACCCCAGUAGAGCUAUCCCAAUCUCCAUUGUUCUCGCUCUUGGUAAGUAACUAUAUUGAAUUGUGAUAAAUGCAUUUUUUUAUCUUGCAGAUCUUGUGCAGAUCAAUUACAAAUCCCAUUCUCUGGCAAUUCCAAAAGUUCAUUCGUUACAGUACCCUGGGUGCCAGAGGGUUUUUUUUUUCCUGUUGUUGGCAGCGAAAAUUGAGCGGCGAAAUUUUCGCUGCCAACGUAUCGUUUUAGAGACAUGCUUUCGAAACGGUUGUUCAUUUGCCGUCAUGGACCUUUCUUAUACGCUAUAUCUAUUUGUUUCUGUUUUUAUCAUCAUUCUGCCUCUUAAUUUCCGGCCUUGUCCCAGAGGUUUUAGCCUGGCUGUUGUCGUUUGAAGAGGAACUGAGAAGCAUCAUCUCAGUCUGUCAUCUACCUGAAAGGCCAUUCCCAUCUCCCGACCGACCCAUACUUUUUUUUUUAGGAAAACUGAGAAUACACUGUCUGAUAAGCCCAAUUUUCAGGGGAAAACUGAGAAAAAAUAAAAACAACAACAAACUGUCUGAGACUAUUUUAAGCAUUUUGGGAAUUUUAUCUUUUCAUCCCAGCAAGAGAUGGAAACGAGCAACCUCUGCAACCUGACUUACUGGGAAGUUUCGCACAAUUCAGAUCUUUUUUUAUUCUAGACUUCAAAUCCCCUCUGACAGAGAGAAUGAGGAUCAUUUCUUCAUCUCCCAGCCAGCAAAAAUUUGCCAGAUAUUUUGAGGAACAGAUCCAUUGGGUGCCCUGAAUUUUAUUUUUCAAAGAAACAUCCGAUUUUCUAGAGAGAAUUAGAUCAUUCUCUUUGUCAUUAAAACUAUAGAGAAAAAAAAAGACAAGCGAAAGUACACGUAGACUGCAAGGAAGGCCGGAAGCGCAUGACAUGCCCUACGGGCUUGUGAGGCUCGCGCGCUUCGUUUGAAACUCUCUCACGGAAAAUUUUGUUUUGCAGUCUAAAGUACAAGUAAAACAUUAUAAAACCACGCCUCCAGGCUUUUACUAGACUCAGGCUUCCUCGGUUAAUUUUCUUGUCAGUUCUUUUUUCCUUUGGAAACGAUAAGCAUAUUUAUGAGGAUGCAUGGCCUCAAAAGAUUUCAAGUGAUUCAUCCGUAUCCAAAGCAUCAAAGCAUAUCGAGCCGAAGCUUUGUUUACUUAUCCUUCAGACGUUAUGGUCUUAUAGAUACUUUUUAAUGUGGUCUUGUAGUAUUCUUGUGAAUCUUGAAUAAUACUGUAACCGAAGGGCCGCGACAAUCUGGCCGUUUUUACUAGGUUUUCAGUUAAGCUAUCACCAAGUUUCUUAAACUUGACCCAAUAGAACAAUAGAAUGUGGUCUUAUCUACAAGGUGUUUGUAUAAACGGAGCACUUGGUGAUGAGGAGAGGAUAACCUGCGUUCAGACAUUCUUACUUCCCUUUUUUUCGAGGGAAAGCCACGAUGUGAAGCUUACCAAUAAUUUAUCUGGAAUUUUCAAUUCAUACAGUUUUCUGUUUCCUGGCUUACUUCGGCGUGUCUGCAGUCCUAACGCUGAUGUGGCCCUCCAGUGACCUUCCUGUUGAUGGAACUUUACCUAAUGUGUUUGCUUUGAGAGGAGCCCCUUGGGCCAAAUAUGUGAUUGCUGUCGGAGCCCUGUGUGGAUUGACAUCAUCUUUACUUGGAGCACUCCUUCCAUUACCCAGAAUGCUGUAUUCCAUGGCUAGCGACGGUCUCAUUUUCAAGUGAGCUUUAAAUGAACUUUUCAUGUAAGGUCCAUAAACUCGGCCCGGGGUCUAACUCUGUGACCACUUCAGUAAAAACGAUACAGUUCUUUUGCGUUGUUUCCUAUGCCGUAGAGUUUCGCUGUAACUAAAAACCCUACAGUGCGAAAAGUCAAAGCAACCUCGAUUUCCUUGUUCCUCUGACGAAGCACUGGUUACUAUGCACUGUUAUAGGUUGUUGAGAAAAUUAUUGAAAAAAAAUUGGUAAGGGCUAGUGGUACUUUGACAUUUUAUAGUUGAACUCCGUUAAUUUGAGAUAGUCAGAACUCACUGUUUGUUUGUAGAAGAACUCCCAAACUAGGGAUGAAAGUUAAGCUAUAUGAGCUCAAAAACUUUGCCUGAUGUGUAUGGAGACAACGGAUAGCCAAUAACUCCACCAACAUUCAGGGUUCCAACUUGCUUCGCGAACGGUGAUUCCAUUCAUUUCAGCCCUCAGGGAAACCAAUCAGCGUAGAAAUAGACUCAGCACAGGGGCCGCAAAACACAGGUUUCGAACCUUUUCCAAGACUUUCUCCAACCACCAUAAGCGUGACCAACAUCAUGUAAGGCUUCCAAUCAUCACAAUCACGCGUGUUUUCGAACCAUCUUGCAACACACGUCAGGGCCAAAAUAGGAAGCUAUUUAGUUUAUAUUUAGUCUAUCUAAGUACUUAUUGUUUCUGUUGAUAACGCACUCUUAUUUUUCAGAUUCCUUGCCAAGGUUAAUCCCAGAACGGAAAUCCCAAUGAUUGCUACAGUGAUAUCAGGCGUAUUCUCGGCGAUUCUGGCUUUCAUUUUCAACCUUCAUGAUUUAGUUGAGAUGAUGUCGAUUGGAACUCUUCUGGCCUAUACCAUGGUAGCUGUGUGUGUGUUGGUUCUUAGGUAUCAGCCAGACACAAUAGGCCUCAUCAAAGAAAACAGCUCGAGCUUGAGUUCACAUUUAGCGGAGAAAGACAUUUCCGAGGAAGAUACCCCGCUGUUAGGAGUGCUGUUACGAGAUACCCGCAAGCCAUCGCGUAAAACGGCUUUGUUAGCGCUAAUUGCCACAGUUGUUAGCUGCAUUGGUUUUGCAGGUGUUUGCGCGCUGAUUAUUUGGGCUUCGCAUGCCUUGUUGCAGGCGAGCUGGUGGGCCAUUUUAAUGAUGGUUCUAGUAGGCGUGGCAGCUAUUGGCUCUAUGGUUGUACUCCUUUUGUUACCCCAGAAUAAGACGCCCCUACCGUUUAAGGUCCCCUUCGUUCCUCUGCUGCCUCUCCUGUCAGUGUUCAUCAACUUAUUCCUGAUUUUGAAGCUCUCUUAUUUGACCUGGAUACGAUUUGCUGUUUGGAUGGUGAUUGGUGAGUACUUUGACCGUUAAAACGAAGACUUGUGCGUAUAUUAUUGUUGUAUUAUAGGUUAGGAGUAGAUUUGGUUAGAUUAGUCGGAGAGAGUGUAGGAAGGUACAAAAAGCAGCGAGUUUAACAGGACCAGGUUGUCAAAAGCGUUCAAAGCUUAGGCAACAGUAUGGAAAAGACUGUCCUAAUGUACGCAAAACAAAAACGCGAAUUCAGUUUUCUUCGUUAUGUCGGUAAAAAUAAGCUACUUUGGUUUUGCAACGCAUGAGUCAGUCGAUACUUCUAUUGUCUUCAGUUGCGAGUGGCAUUUGCAGUUGUAAUUUCAUUGUGCACCGAGAGUUGAACUGCACGCCGUGAGUUUUAUGGGACGGGGAAUUUAAUGGCAAUUGAGGGGACAGGUGAGGGGUAACAGCCCCGGAAUCAGCGAAUUCCAAAGCUGCGCCCCCCUAAAAACGCCGGUACUGCAUGAUAUAUUGCUGUUUUUGAAAGGACAACUUGUGUAAACCUUUUUCUCUGUUUUUCUAGGCUUGUCUAUUUACCUGUUUUAUGGUCUACGACACAGCGUAGAGAAAGAAAGACAAGACGAACAGCACACAGAAAAAAGCCAGCCGACUUGAGAGCUGUCAGUGUCGAUGAUGGUUUGUCAAGUAGUCGGGAAGUUUUUUUCCAACCUGGAGGAGCACAUUACAUAGUAACUGUCAACAACUGUUAAAAAUGAAAAAAAGUGAAAGAAUAUAGUGCACUUGAUUAUGAACAUACGUCAGGUACUCGUCACGUCAUGUACUUUCGUUCAGUUAACCUUGGCCUUGCGUAACGACACGUCAUUGUCACGGACAUCUCGAUAAUAGAGAGCUUAAGCAACAACGACGGCAACGGCUACGAAAACGUCAGUUAAAAAAUGAAUUCGCGCUUUAUCGCGCUUAUUCCAUCUCGUUUAAUUUAUCAUAUGUGGGCAAAUUGUUUUGGAGUGGAAUUCUGAAGGACUGUGUCAAAGUUCAGGAAAAGAAACAGAAAGUUGUCUUGAGUUUACGUCCUCGACAAAACGUGAAAUUAAGCAUUUUAACGUUGUAGUCGUGCAACGACGGCUAAGAAAUGUACAAAAGAGCAUGAUGCACGUGUAAGGUUGUUGUUUUGCGAUUCUAAACCUAUUGCCUUUUUGCCGUUUCCGUUGCCGUCGCCGUCGUCGUUGCUUGAGCGCCCUAAUAAGGAAAGCAGCUACACCACAGAAGUUUGACUAAACUGGGCUCUGGGGCCCGUUUCUCGAAAGUCCCGGUAACUUUUCGGGCCCGAAAUCAAAUAUUCAAAUCGAAAUAUAAAGAAUAAGAGCGCGG